GAUUUGAUGUCUCUGAUUGUCCCGUUGAAAUUCAAGUAAGACACUCCAAGUACAAAAUUAAUGUCGAGAACUCUUUGAUUAUAGACUGUCCAUUUCUUUACUGCAAGAAAAAGCCAGUCAUGCAGUGGUGCAAGCUAGAGGUGACUACACGUGUGCAGCUGAAGGAGGGCAAAGCAGAACGGAAGUCCAAAGUGUUUACUCUGGAGAUUUCCUUAGUUCAUCAGCAUGAUAGUGGACUUCAUCGCUGUCAAGCAGUAGGGGACAACUUUUCCAGUGAGAGCCAUGGGAUAAAGGUUAUUGUUGAAGAUACCAUCACCAUCUCAGAAGAGUCUCAAGAAUCUGGAAACUACAAGAUAUUUCACAUUACUUAUGCUUCAGCAUCUAUGGGUUUAUGUUGUCCAUUCAUCAUUGUAUGCAUGUUUUGGUGGAGAUACCACG
Messenger RNA from Merops nubicus (carmine bee-eater), 438 nucleotides. It is a transcript of the gene BTLA, whose product is annotated as B and T lymphocyte associated. The record is from RefSeq and is a predicted model, not a curated record. Lineage: Eukaryota; Metazoa; Chordata; Aves; Coraciiformes; Meropidae. Gene Ontology annotation, molecular function: signaling receptor activity. Gene Ontology annotation, cellular component: plasma membrane. Gene Ontology annotation, biological process: immune response-regulating cell surface receptor signaling pathway.